AGGGAGGCGCAACCAUGGCCACCCUGAACCUGAAGCUUGUUAUUUAAAAGAGAGUCAUCUGCCUUUCCCCCCUCACAAGCAAUCCACACCUCUUAUGUAUGCUGUCUAUCUAUCUACUACCCAAGCACGUACAAACACUCUCCACACAGCUAGCCAACAGGUACAGACACAAGGAUGAAGCUCAGAGUAAAAGGCUUCGGCCUCCUGCUUCUCCUUGUCUUGCUUGCUCUAUGCUCCACCAUUGAUGUCUGCGACGCGAGGAGAGGCAAGCAUUGGAGGCCAAGGAGCUCGCCGAGCUCCUCUCUGCUCAAGAAGAAAGGGAAGGCAAAGAAGGGCAGCUCCCACCGGCAGCACGGGGGCAACCGGCGAAGCCCGCCACCAGGCCCCCCUGGUGUUGGCAAAGGACACCAAACGCCAUACCAGCCAAGCCCCAAUGUACCUGUAAGUCCGAGCCCGAGCCCGAAGCCAAGCCCUGCCAAAGGCAAUGGACAUUCAAGUCCACAGCCUCCAUCUCCGAGCUGUGGAAAGGGCAGACAGCCGCCGCCGCAGCCACCACCUGCGGCCUCGGCCUCACCGGGCGCGGUGUUUAACGUGGUUGAUUUCGGAGCCAAGGGUGAUGGAGUUUCAGACGAUACAAAGGCUUUUCAAGCCGCGUGGGCUGCUGCGUGCAAGCUGGGAGCAUCUACAGUUCUUGUACCAGCAGAACUAGAGUUCCUUGUUGGGCCAAUCUCGUUUUCUGGGCCUUACUGCAAACCAAACAUUCUUUUCCAGUUGGAAGGAACGAUCUUAGCCCCAACAAAUGCUAAAGCAUGGGGUUCUGGCUUGCUUCAAUGGCUUGAAUUCACCAAACUAAGUGGAUUAUCAAUUCAAGGCAGUGGCACCAUAAAUGGUAGGGGGCAACAGUGGUGGACCUACUCAGACCCAAAUGACGAUGAGGAUGACGACAAGCAGUACAAUGAGGAGCUUGAGAGGAUGCCACGGGUUAAACCUACGGCAUUGAGGUUCUAUGGUUCUUCAAAUGUCGUAGUGGCUGGUAUCAAAAUUGUCAACAGCUCACAGUGCCAUCUCAAGUUCGACAACUGUCAAGGGGUGCUGGUCCACGACCUGACAAUAUCCUCCCCUGAGAACAGUCUCAACACUGACGGAAUACACCUGCAGAACUCCAAAGAUGUCAGCAUUCAUCAUACCAACUUGGCUUGCGGUGAUGAUUGCAUCUCCAUCCAGACAGGAUGUAGCAACAUAUACAUACACAAUGUGAAUUGUGGACCAGGCCAUGGAAUCAGCAUUGGUGGACUAGGCCGGGACAACACAAAAGCAUGCGUCUCUAAUGUAACAGUAAGAGAUGUCAACAUGUUCAGAACAAUGACUGGUGUCAGAAUCAAGACCUGGCAGGGUGGUAUAGGACUGGUUCAAGACAUAAGGUUCUCAAACAUACAAGUCUCCGAAGUUCAAACACCUAUUAUGAUAGACCAGUUCUAUUGCGACAAAAGAACGUGCACAAAUCAAACAUCAGCAGUGGCGGUAUCAGGCGUUCAGUAUGAGAACAUCAGAGGGACAUUUACAAUCAAGCCUCUCCAUUUUGCAUGCAGUGACAGCUCACCUUGUUCAGGGAUCACACUUACCGGGGUACAACUUAAACCCGUGCAAAUAGCCCACUACCACCUAAACAAUCCAUUCUGUUGGCAAGCUUUUGGGGAACUCUUCACUCCAACCAUCCCUCCCAUAGCUUGUCUGCAGAUCGGAAAACCUGCUGGGAACAACUUGCAGUCAUACCAUGACAUAUGCUGAAACACAGAUAGUAUCCUCAUCCAUUAGUUGGUGCUUAUCCAUGAGUGGUCGUUGUGAUGCUUCCGACCCUUUGCACCAUUGCUUCGUCAUGUGCAUAUAUACACAGUUAAUUUAUGUUUUGUUAUCAUGGCAAGUGUGUCAUGUUUGUGGUAAAGCAAACAUAAUAUUUUCAUAUAAAAUGGGCAGGCAGACAGAUUA
Aegilops tauschii subsp. strangulata is the source of this 1986-nucleotide messenger RNA. RefSeq names its product polygalacturonase At1g48100. Gene Ontology annotation, biological process: carbohydrate metabolic process. Lineage: Eukaryota; Viridiplantae; Streptophyta; Magnoliopsida; Poales; Poaceae. The record is from RefSeq and is a predicted model, not a curated record. Gene Ontology annotation, molecular function: polygalacturonase activity.